Molecule: messenger RNA, 6037 nt
Organism: Symbiodinium necroappetens
Lineage: Eukaryota; Dinophyceae; Suessiales; Symbiodiniaceae
Source: the annotation of a GenBank genome assembly
GAUACAGCAGCUACCGAUGGCAGCCCUCAAGAGCCCACUACGCCUACACCGCGAGGAUGAAGAGUACCAGGACUACCAGGACCUCGACUACCCCGAAGAGGUCGAGCCCGGCUACAAUGAAGACGAGCAGGAUGCCUACGACGAGGUCGAGGAGCCAGACCUGCCCGCGGAGGACCCCGUGGAGUCCACCUACUAUGGCUUGGAUGAGGAAGACGAUGAAACGGAGGAAGCCUACGCCGCUUACCUUGACGCCCGGCGGCGCCUCGCCGAGGUGAAGGUGGAUCCUCGAAAGGCAAGACCGGAAAAGGUCGCGGCGGAAAAGGGAAGCCUAAAGGCACCUCCAAAGGCGGACUACCACGACCGACAGCACCUCCUCCCAAAGGAAGAGCCCGGGCAGAUGCUACAAAGUGUCUACGCUGCGGACAACCAGGACACUAGGCCGCAGCUCCUCUUCGCCCGCACCCACAAGACCUUCCUGUUCGGUGGAGACAACAGAUCGAUGGCAGACUGGUGCCUGCACCUUCCUGUGUGGGUCGGAGACGUCCGGGGACGUAUACAGUGCUUCCUGGUGCCCGGCGAGAUGCCAAUCUUGGUCGGGCGCCCGAUCCUGAAGGCCCUGAAGGUGAAGAUGGACUACGACCACGACAAGGUCUCGAUCAUGGGCGAGCCAUGGACGGAGGCCCUCGUCGGACCCAAGGGCGAGUAUCUGUUGGCCCUCGACGAUGGCCUCAGCCCCGACACCCUGGACUCCGAGUACGCCUUUGACUAUGUCACUGACGAUUGUGUCGAUACCUUCACCUCCCAAGGCGCCCUCCUUGACAUGGGCACCUACCUUCGGGAGACCGGACGUCCAGGACCUGCUUUCCUCGAGGAGGACACUAUGACGGCCAGUAUCGGCUAUGGCAUCAAUAGAAGCCGCAAGCAGUUGGACCGCAUCUUGGAGUCCGCCUACCGUGCGGCAGAGACCUCCAACGCCACGUUCUGGGAAGUUUACAGCGGGUCUGGAAACCUCUCUGCGGCUAUGGCCGCCCGAGGCUUCCAGGUGAAGUCCUUCGACCUGCCAAACAUGAACGUCCGCAAUGACCACGACCGGGAACUGUUGGAAGCCACCCGCGACUACCACCACCACACGCACCUCAAGUUCACGCGUCGGGUGUUUCUGCGCAUGUCCCAGUACGGAAUCGUGGUUCUGGAGCACCCAUUGAGCUCUAAGGCCUGGUCUACCCCCGCCUUCCACGACCUGGGCCUGGCUAUCCACGUGGACCAGUGUGCACUGGGAGCCACUCUCCCCAACCUCCACAGGAUUGACACGCCGAUCAAGAACCUCGGCGCUUACAGAUGCAAUGGUUCCCACCAGCACCAGGCUCUACUGGGACAGUGUGCCCGCCUGGGCUCCCGUGCGAAGGCGGCCGCUACCUACCAACCGGCGAUGUGUGACCGAAUUGCGGAAUGCCUCGAAGGAGCCUACUACGCCUACUUCGUCUAUGGCGGGUGCGCCACUGAGGAAGCCCUUCCGGCCUCCGACGUGGACAUGGAGGAAUACGAGCCCUCAGACUGCGAGCCACCCGAGGACGACGACCUCUACCCGAGAGUGACCCCGGAAGAUCCGGAUGCUGCUGGGCUGGACCUACCCUCGCUCCAAGACAUGGAAGCAGGACCGGUUCCGACGUCUACAAGGCCCACUGGUUGCCUCAAGAAGCUCGAGUGCAAGACCUCUGCGGAAGCCAACAGGAUCGUGGCACGGAUCCAUCGGAACAUGGGCCAUCCCAACAACAAGGAUCUGAGCACGAUCCUUGCUCAGAGCGGCGCAAGCCGCAUGGUCUACGAAGCGGCCCAGAAGUACCAGUGUCCGACGUGCAAGAAGCUGGCUCCUCCCGCUCAGACACCCAAGUCCACCUUGCGGACCACCUACCGGUUCAAUGAGCGACUUUUGUCAGAUACGAUCUGGCUGCAGGUCUCUGACAAGACCCUGCCCGUCAUCACCAUGAUGGAUGCGGCCACCCGCUUUCUGGCCGCGCGGUUUGUUACGAAGGAGACCACUAGCGAGUUUAUUGUCGCCCUCCAGCGCGGAUGGAUCCGCACGUUUGGCCCUCCAACAACCCUCUUCGUGGACAGCCACCGUGCAUGGGGAAGUGACGAAAUGAUGCACUUCACCACCGAGCACGGCAUUGAGCUCAUCAUCUCCCCGGGAGAGGCACAUGAACGCCUGGCGCAACUGGAACGCCGCCAUCAGGUUCUACGAAGAGCCGUUGAGAUGUAUCUGGAGGACAAUCCCCCCACCGGAUCAGGCCCAGAGGCCCUCAUCGAGGCCCUCACAUUCGUGGUGCCCCAGCUCAACCAGAGCCUGUCCGUGGGUGGUUUCAGCCCGACACAAUGGGUCCUCGGCUACCAGCCCACGGUUCCCGGCAGCCUGCUGGACUCGAACGUGAACUACAGCCACCUCGACCCCAGCACGGCCUUUCACUAUAAAAUGGAAUGCCGCGUCAGAGCGGCCACAGCAGUGGUGAAAGCCGACAAUCUCCAGAACCGGGGCACCACCGUCUACAUCGACCUCUUCCGCACCAACCGCAAACGCCGACGGGAAGACUUGGCCGACACCGACCAGGAGGGCACUGAUGAUGAAGGCGACCAGACCUGGAAAUCACUCCGACACCCACCUCUGCCGAGCCUCCUGGACUCCGCCGAGCUCCCGUCGCCGGUGUCUCCUACCCCCACGUUGCAUUCGCUUGGCGGCACUUUUCGGCCGAGGGGACCCCCUCCCCCCCAGCCUCUUGCUGGUGGCCCACCAGCGCAAUCACCACAGCCAGCGACUUCACCUACGUCUUCGGCCAACGAUGGCGACGAGGAUGAUGAUGACCUCGUUUUGGCUGAGGCAGAGGACCCCGACAGUGAGGAAGGUGGUGACGAUGACCCGGACGUCGAUCCAGAUACGGACGAUGAUGAGGACGGGAAUGGAGGUGGCAACGCGUCUACAAGCUCUACUACGGCCCCCUCUACGGCGGACAGACCAGGAACCUUCACCGGAGCGAGCACCCCGACGCCUCCCUCGAACUCGGAGACACGGUCCCCAGGACAAGGAAGCCAGCACCGCCUACAUCCGAUCUUUGAGGCGGGUGCCAACGAGACCUUCAACCAAAAGAGAGCACGGAUAGAUCGAAGCGAAACCACCAGCCAUGGUCCUCAACCACCUGCUCCAGAGGUACAUCCUACGUUCAGGGCACCUCCCUUUGAGACCUUCAAUCAGAGGAGAGCUCGAUUAGAUCGGAGCGAAACCAUCAGCUAUGGUCCACAACCACCUGCUCCUGGCGACAGACCCCAGCCGUACCCAGGACAUGGGCCAACUACCGAGUACGGGUUCACCGUUGACGUGCUGGAGGGUGAGGCAGGAGAACAGGCACAGCCCGACUACUUACCUGAGGGAUGGACCAUCAACGAGAAUGGCUACAUGGUCCUUGACGAGGUCUUCGACACCUGGGAGAUCAAAGGUUCCAGUCUCAUUCGGCACCACUAUGUGGCCAGGAACACCCUCUUCCAUCCGCAGGAGUCUGGCGACUGCCCCGUACCGGUUGAAGUUUUGACGAAAGUCAGGAACACCUACCAGGGAGGCCACUGCCACCAGGAUCGCUGGCGCAACGCAAAGUACAAGGAGGGUGGCUGGUGGACAGGACGCACGAUCUUCAAGAUCGCCAACCGGGACCGCCACAUGGCCCAGACGGCAUUCUACACCAGCUCCAGCGGGGCACCUACCUAUGGGGGACCGAAGGAAAAGAGGCAGAAAGAUGCCAAAACAUUGAACGAACGCACCCUCAGCUUGUCGGACAGGCUGGCGUUCAUCGCGGAGGCACCUGCAGGACGCAUUCUCAAGGCCCAUUUCAUCCUGAAGUGGUCCAAGAAUUCGGACGGGACCCCUCGCGCCAAGGCCCGGCUUAUCAUUCAGGGGUUUCGGGACCCAGACGCCCUGGCUGGCUUGGUGGACUCGACGUCCCCCACUUUGUCCCGACUCGGCCGCACGACCCUCUUCAGCCUCACCACCCUCAAGCAGUGGACUACCUUCGUGGCGGAUGUCUCCACGGCAUUCCUUCAGGGACGCGAACACGCAACCUUGUGGGUACGCCUGCCAGCAGACGCCAGACAGCUCCUCGGCAUCACCGAUCCCAAGGUCUGUAUGAGGUUGGAGCAAGCUGGCUUUGUCAAACAUCCGCUCGAUGCGUGUCUCCUUCUGUACUAUGCCCCGGACCUACGAUGCGCCGUGGGACUGCACGUGGACGAUUUGCUUGGCACCACGGCCCCCGAGAACAGGAUGUCUUCGAGUUCCAUGGGGGUGAGCAUGUCAAAGGAGGCCCAUGGAGGACACAGCUGCGGACAUGGCAACUACCUGGCGAAGCUGAAACCGAUCACGCUUGACAAGGGCCGCAUGGCCAACCACGACAGCCCGGUGACGGAAAAGGAAAGGACUCAGCUUCGAGCCCUACUUGGAGCUCUUCAGUGGGCGUCCACCCAGACCUCCCCUCACCUACAGGCGAUGACCUCCAUGCUGGCCGGUGAGGUACCGAAGGCAACAGUGGCCACGAUCCUCGCGGCGAAUAAGGCCCUUCGCUUCGCCAAGAACAACAGCGAUGUCAAGCUGCAGUACGCCCCUCUUGGCGCCACGAUUGAGGACAUCACGUUUGUGGCCUACUCGGACGCGGCCUUUGCUUGCAGAGCUGACUUGUCCAGCCAAGGCGGCUACUUGAUCUGUCUUUCUCCGAAGACAGUUUUGGACGGCAAGGUGUGUGGCUAUCACCUACUGGACUGGAGGUCCUUCAAGCUGCCAAGAGUCGCCAGGUCCACCCUGGCGGCAGAAGGACAGGCGGCAGCGGAGGCAGCUGACUGCCUCCACUUCACCGUUGUCUUUUGGAAGGCCAUGCUCGACCCGAACUUCAAGGUUAACCAAGUGCAGCCCGACACCUACCGGUGGACAGCCCCAUGCGCCCUGAUUGUAGAUGCCAAGUGUUUGUUCGAUCUGCUGCAUCGCGAGGAGCUCUACGUGUCCACGGCAGCAGACAAGAGGACGUGUUUGGAAGCCCUCACGACGAGAGACAAGCUGCGGGAGAUUGGCGGGGAAGCCAGAUGGGUUUCCUCGGAGAGGCAGUAUGCCGACGGCUUGACGAAGGACUCAGCCACGCAACUAUUGGCCGACAGGCUGCGGACCCACAUGCACAAGAUCGUGGCGGACGACACCUAUCAGGCGUCGAGAAAGAAGACCUCGGCCGAUCGCCAAAAGAGUGCGCAGCAGUUUGCGCAGCCAAGGGCCGCUGCAACUGCAGCAGCCUUUGCGGUGUUUUCGGCCCAGGUUGCCACCUCGGAAGCCGUUCGUGAAAGCACCGGGACCGACCUGGCGGUAUACACCGCCCUCCCCCUGGAUUUCUACACCGAGGCGGGUUACUAUGUGUUCUUCCCCCUCCUCGUGCUCAUGCUGAUCCUCUACCUGCACCCUCUGGACUGGAUGCAACGGCUGAUAACGUGGACUCGAAUGACCUCCAACCAGGCACGUGAUCAGGCCACUCAGACCGACUUCAUGCCGGAGGCCACGACACAGACCUGCUCUACCUCGACCACCCAGACUAUUUCUCGGUGGUGUCAGACGGAUACGGCCAUGUACUACAGCCCGGACCAAACCCCAGAGAGCCUGGCCCUGGACCUGCAGCUGGUACGUGGAUACAACCAGCGACUUGCCGCUGCCGUACAUCGACAGCAACGCACGCUCGACUACCACACUGAGUACCGCCUAUGCUACCACCACAUCGGGGACCUAUAUGUCACUCCCCACGGCAGAGCUUGGCACUGCAGCGAGGACUGCGCCCGGAGCCGGACCAGCAACCACGUGAAGACCCUCACCGCGUGCGCGUACUGCACCAGUGCUUGGGUCCCCAUUCCAGACCGACUCCGGGCCAACCCUCACUUCUCCAUUACGCCGGCACCGAGCACCACAGCCUCUACUUCUGCUGCUUCGUCCACACAGGUCUUCCACAUCCACGGCGAGACAGGUGGAUCCUGA